Messenger RNA from Culex pipiens pallens (northern house mosquito), 1473 nucleotides. RefSeq lists its product as uncharacterized. The coding region runs from base 1 to 816 and encodes 271 amino acids. The transcript has 6 exons. Gene Ontology annotation, cellular component: SWI/SNF superfamily-type complex. The record is from RefSeq and is a predicted model, not a curated record. Gene Ontology annotation, molecular function: DNA binding. Lineage: Eukaryota; Metazoa; Arthropoda; Insecta; Diptera; Culicidae.
AUGGAACGGUGCGUACUGGGAGUACCGGAGCGGAAGGCGGCCGAGCGGGAAGUGUUUGUCCACGAAGCGAAGCAAAUCCGGACGCGGCCACAGCCAGGAGUAGGACGCGGACACCUUUGUUAUCCAAAACAGCAGCAGCGGAAGGUGGGUGGUGCCGGUGUGGGACGAGGUCGGGGGAAAAGUUGGUUUUCGAAAAAGGACAAGGCUAGCUUCCUGCAGGACCUGCAGCUGUUUCACGACCGGAGUUGGACGCAGUUUAUGCGGUUGCCGAAGAUCGGAGGUCGGGAUGUGGAUUUGCACCGGUUGUAUUCGGUGGUGGUGGCCAGGUGGACGAAAUUGAAGUUGAAGCAGAUUUACAUCCGCUUUUCGAACAAGUACGAUCAAGUAAAUUUUAACGAAGAACAGUUUGCACCAGUUCUGGAUGGACCGUCUGUACGAAGGCCGCAAGUCCUGGAGUUGACUGUCUCAUUGAUGACUACCCUACCCUACUCGGAUUACUUCCAGAUGUUGGAGCGAGAUCCGAUGAACCUGAUCAAGAACAUCUACCUGGAAUACCGAAGAAGUCACCGUUAUCGGGAACUAUCCGUUCUGGCGCUUCACUUCCCAGCCGGAAAACGUCGACUUCCCUUCCCGAAUCAACAACCAAUGGCCAACUCCUCCAAGCCUGUCCUGAUGAUGGCCGGCAACGAGACCACCCUGUUCUCUACAACGCUGUCGCGCUCCAAAAUGAAGGCCGCGUUGUUGCUGCCCAACGAAACGUCCAUCCGUAACCUGCUCAGCAUGGGGCCUUCGGACGUGACCGGUGACGUACCGUAAGAAUCGGUUCAGCUUGGACGCGGAAGUUAGCCUACCAUAAGCAGAUGCGUUGAAUCAAGGGGUAGGACAGAGAGUAAUAUUGAGAAAGUUUGAAUAACUUUGAGUAACAUUGAGCCACUCAAAGUUUUUCAAUCCUCCCAAACGACGUAACGAAUUUUGACACUGACAUUUGGCACCAGAGAGAGACGACUGACUUUGACAGAUACAAAACCAACCCCAAGCAGAAACAACGUGAUGCGGAAAAAAUUAAAAAAAAUAUGGUUCCGAUUUUAUUCUAAGCAGCAACAACUGGUCUGGGCCCGUGCAUAAAAAUGCAUCAUCCAUCAGCAAAGGCAGCACCCGCCCUUUCAAUAAUCAUCCUACGGCAGACUGAUAUCAUGGAUCCUACCCCUUGCAGGACCAGAUCCGUAUAAAAAUCCGGCAUCUCACACACGCCGAGAUCGAAACAAAAAGUUGUGUUUUGCGCCGAGCAGCUGCAGGACGUCUCCGGAUCUUCAUCCGGAGGAGGAGGAUCUGAAGGUGUGUAGGGUACCGGUGGACAUGGUAGAGAUCAAGUUCCCCGGACUGUCCCGCAACUACAGUCUGUUUCCGAUCUUCACUUGUGAUAAGUACCACAAGCUCUUGAAACCCACAAAUCAAAUUCAUAAGCACAAUAUU